GGGAGAUCUGUCCUUUCCCCCCGGAUGUAGCGUGCAGGCAAGAGUCUCUGCUCACAUGCAUCCAUUAUCACUCAUUAACACGACGCAUCCCUGAGAAUGAAGCUCAUCUCUACCCUGCACAUACUCCUGCUGCUGCUGCUCGUUUCCAUCCACAAUGUCCCAGCCACAGCCUUCCAUCUCCCCUCAGCCACCUCGUUCCUUCUCCGUCGGCCCUCUCUGCGGACGUCUGCGCGUGCCGCCACACAGCGGACGACAAGCGAUGAGUCCCAUCAAUCCACUCAGUCGAAUCUCGGCCUGGCUGACAAGUACGAGCGGCCAAAGCCAGCCAUCGACAUCCGCCACUUUGCCGGCUGGAGCAGCGACCCGCCUGAGGUGCCGGUGGACGCGUACAAGCUGCUGGCCUACCUGGACGAGGAGCGGCUGCCGCCAUUGCUCGAGGGCGUGACGGGCGUCAAGGGGUUGGACGUGCGGGUGCUCAAUGUGGCGGAGAACCAGCUCAGAUCUGCACUGCUUGACGUCACCAGAAGGCGGCAGAAACAGGUGGGAGUGCAUAUGCGGACGGAGAGCUGAGGGAGCCACGUCUGGUGUGUGUUGACUGACAGUUUUCGGAUGAGGACUCGGUGCAGUGGUUCUCUUCCCGGCACAACGUGACGAGCCGCGUAUUCGGCAAGGUGAGGCGGCGGCUGGCCCAGCGGCACCCUCACGGACACGCCACCAGCCCCCUGGAGGACCUGGCGUACCCCGCCAUGGACUCCAUUGAGGACAGCAACAGAGAGGAGGCCUUCAGCAUGUACUAUGAGUACUUCAGGCAAAGGUGCCUUCUUACUCGUGGCUGUAUGGCAUGGUAGUGUCAUGUGCAUGGAUUCGAUGGGUGCAUCUGUUGUCUGCCUGUCUGCCGUGCAGGUGUUUUUCGGAUGGUGCGUCAUCGGAGGAUGAGGCUGGUGAAGAGAGCAACCGGAAUGGUGACGGCGGUGGCGAUGGUGAUGGCCCGUUAGGUCUGCCCCCCGCCUCUCAGCUGAGUGUGGUGUGGGACCCCUCCCCCAGUUACCUCCACGAGUGGGAGGUGUCGCGGCGGCUCGAGUACCCCACUCUCAGGCUGCACGCUGGCAUCAACGCAUCACCACUUUUCGGGUAGGGAGGACGACACACAUGCCCCUUGCUUGAUGGAUGGAUGCAUGUGUGGCGGGCGUGUUGUGGUAUAUACUUCUGUGUGUGGAUCAGGUGCACGGUCUUGAGCGCGAUGCUUGAGCUGUUCGCCCUGGUCAACUCCCCCUCUCACGCCUACCACUCCACCCCAAUCGUCACCCCUCCCACCGACGCAGAGAGCGAGGGAGAAGAUCUGUCCGAUUUAUCCGUCGACUUCGAUUUCCCCCCACCGCCGCCCUUUCAUGAGAGCGAGCUGGACGACACCUCCCGCCCGCGGCCGAACGUGCACAGCGUCCUCUACAAGCAGAAGGAGCUUGAGUGCUACGAGUUCGUUGAGGGGCCGGAGGGUGACGACGAGGGGCUGGACUUCAACCUGUUCUUCGGACAGACGGGCGACUACGGCAUGAGCAGCGAGGAGGAGUGGCGGUACGUGGAGAGCACGAAGGACAAGAGCUCCUUUGACCUUUACAACUCGCUGAUUGAGAGCGGUGUGGCGCCUGAACGAGCCAUCGAGAUAUGCACCAACUCUGCCAGGUGGGUCGGUCACCGACACAGCACAGCACAGCACAGCACAGCACACGACGCAUGUAAUGUCCGACCAACAGGCGCCGAGAGUCAUCCGCCCUAUGGCAGUCCGGCCGGCUGCCGGUUCGCGAGCUCACUGGCCGCAUGCUGGGCUACGGUCUCGAGGAGACGGCCAAGCUGCUCACGGGCGGGGCGCAGCUGCUGCAGAGGCUGGGCAGGCGACAACUCGACUUCACCGAAAACUGCCUCGCCUAUGUAUGCAGAGGCCACACACAAAUUCUUCAGACACACGGAUGGCUGGCUGGCUGGCUGGAUGGAUGGAUGGAGCGUGUCGUUGGUUGUCUUGUCUGUCAGGGGUGUGAGCAGUACAUGGGAGUCUCGCAGCACGAGGCGUUGCGGUACGCCGACGCGGCGCACAGCCAGCAGGCCUCGCUGCUGUACAUGCAGUCGCUCAUCAUCGUCCACGAGCUGCUCAACCGCAUCCGCACCGCCAGGGGCUUCCCGCUGCCGACAAAGUAUGACGUGGGCGUGCUGGAGGAGAGCGGCAAACGGGGCUAUCGGCCCGAAAACAAGACGGAGGAAGACAUUGUCGACUUUAUGCGUAUGUUGGCAACACAGAGAUGGGGGCAAAGGGGAGGAUAUCAGGGAGGGGUGUGUGUGUGUGUGUAGUGGGAUUCCCGUCAGAAGGGCUGGACUUGACGAACCGGACGCAGGCGGCCAUGUUUCUUUAUGAGUUCUUCAACCAGGCUUGCUUCGACGGCACCCUGCUCAAGGUGCCCAUCGACAUAGACGACCACAUGCACAGCCUGGGUAGGUAGGACGGACAACAAACGCAUCACCCACAACAUGUGGGUGUGCUGUGCAUAUCUUUGUAUGUGCAGGGUAUACCCAUUACGUGUUGGACCGCCCUCGGCCGCCCCGGAUAAGGCUGAGCGGCCGGCUCUUCGCCGACGACAAGUACAUCCCCCUCCUCGCCCACACCCUCCUCGAACAGAUGCUCACCGUAUGGGAGCUCUCCACUGUCCACUUCCUUGACCCACAGGUGCCCUCUCCCCCCCUACACACAGACACGCACACACACGCAUCGCUUGUGUGUGUCAGAUGGGCAUCGGGCAGAGCGCCGUGUCGCUGUUCGAGCCGACUCGGUUCGGCAUCAAGCGUCAGGAGCUGCGCGAGAAGGCCGAGAUCAACGACUGGCCGUUCCACUUCGACUGGAGCGCCGAUCUCACUUUGCUGAUGAACGACACCGAGCUGGCGGCGUAUGAGAGAGAGGAGGACCAGGACGACGAGGAGACUGCUGACGUGGGCAAGGGAUGUGGGGAGGGCGGGAGGUGUGCUGAUGGGGUGGGGUGUGUCUGUGCUGUGUGUAUUGUUUGGUCAGUGGUACCUGAGUCUCAUUGCCAAGGGGUUUCCCGCCGACCGUGCGCUUGACAUCAUCAACGAAGCCGUCAGGUCAGCCCACACCCACACCCACGCCCCCAACCGCGCAUCCAUCCAGCGCACUCUCUCUGUGUGUCAUCAAUCCAUCCAUGCAUCAGGCGGCACGACCCCCGAGAGGCGUGGCGAUUCCUGCCUGAUGCGCAAGAGCAAGAGCAAGAGCAGGAGAAAGACGACGAGGAGGACAGACCCGGAGCCCCCCGUCGGUACCUGAAGCCCUUUCUCGGCAUGACGCUGCCGGUCCGCGAGCUGGCGGCGGCUUUGGUGGCGGAGUGCCCCAUCGAGGCUGAGAGGCUCAUGUACACGGGUCUGCCGAGCAUGCUGUACUUGGCUGAGGCGUUUGCUGUGGAGCAGGAGGGCCUGGCGGGGAGGGAGCUGUCGGAGGGGGAGCGGUACAAUGCCAGCAUGAAGAUGAUCGCCUUCAUGGAAAACGCAUUCAAACAGGUAGGGCUUAGCUCGGUAGGACUGACUGUCGCCAUGCAUCUCUCUCUCUCUCUCUGUGUGUGUGUGUGUGUGUGUGUAGGCGUGUGUGAAGGCAUGGUACGACCUGACCAUAGAAAGCGCCAUCGACGACAAAGAGCUCAAGCGUCAGUUCCUGGAGAACACCUUCAUGGUCGAGCAGGUCUUCGACGACCUCCGGAACAUCAUGCUCACCACAGCCAUCGCCAAAGGGCAGCAACCCCCGUCACACGCCGACACAAACGCGGAGCUCGCUGACCUCGGGGUGGCCGGCUAUGGUGACCAGGAUGGCGCUGUCGACCAGAGGAAGAGAGAUGCCGCCAGAAAACUGCCGAGGAAGAAGGAUUUCGGGCAGCUUGGGGCUGGGAAUCGAGACGCCGUGGUGCGGGGGAUGUAUGGCGUGUUGAACGAGGUCUUGUUUGACGGUGCGCUGCCGUGGGUGCCCGUCGAGUGGCGACCCGACCUCAAGGGCCUAUCGGACGUCAGGAUCCAAGUCGGCAAAACCAACAUCAGCUCCAUCUGGGUACGAGAACACUGAACACCCCCCGCCACACACACGCACACAGAUGCACCUCUCUCUCUCUCUCUCUCUGCACAGCUGAACCCGGUUGUGGCUGACUACGGUCUGCUGGCGUACCUGCUGAUCCGCGAGAUGACGCACCUGUGGAACUACUACCGGCCCUACACCGUGGGCACGGCGAUGCACGCCCUCUACGGCGAGCAGUUCGUGCCGGCCUGGCGGCCAUUCGGCGACGACACAUUCGAUGAGGACAUGAAAAGGCAGCUGAGGGAGAUGGGCGUCUCCAACACCACACUGCAGGUACGCGAGCAGGCCACCGAGGCACAUGGAGGGAUGGAUGACACACGCCAUUCGUGGGUGUGGGUGUGGGUGUGGAUGUGGGUGUGGGUGUGUGUGGGUGGGUGUGAUGGCAUGGUAGGCGUUGGAGCCUGGUUCCGCUGUGGAGCGUGCCGAGACUCAGUUCGACUGGGACGAGGAGAGGGGGUUCAGCCCGGAGGACCUCAUGGCAAAACGCAUGGACACCAAACGAUGCCAAAUCGAGCGGGUCGGACAGACACUGACAGACAGACAGCACCGACACACCGACACACCGACCGACGCACAGAGACAUCCACUGCUGUAUGUGUGUGUGUGUGUGUGUCCCUCACUCAGGUAGUGCUGGAUGAGGAGUCGUGGCAGUUUGUGGCUGAGAGUGACGCAUACAUGUUCGAGUGCGGCGUCACCAAACCAGAACUCAACAAGUAAGUAAAUGAGCAGCCAUCCAGCCAUCCACCUUUCCCCCUGUGUGUGUCAGGGUGUCCGAGUACUUGGCCUUGCGGUCCGAGGGUCCCGUCAACAUCUACCGCGACCUCGUCGACUCAGCCGCAGCCUCAAAAACAAGAGCUGCAGAAAUCACCGUAACAACCCACACACCCACACCACGACACCUCUCUCUCAAUCAAUCCUCUGUUUCCUUCUCAGGCCCAGGCGGUCAGCAAGAAGCGCUCCGGAACCGUCGAGACCCGGCAAGCAGCCGACGACCUCCGCACACAAGGCGGCACACUCCUCACCACAGACCGCAAUCUCGUUGCGGCCAGCGGAGACGCCGAGAAGGCGUCUAUCGCACGAUUAGGUGACACUGCUGGUACUGGUGCUGGUGCUGAUAGUGAGGUUGAAGACUCAGGUUUGGAUGAGGAUGGUCCCAGCAACAGGGAGGGGCGGCGGCGGGCUGAGCGGGAGAGGGAGAGGGGGAGGGCUAAGGCUAAGGCGCUGAGGGGGUUCGGGGGGACGGAAUAA
This is a messenger RNA of Vitrella brassicaformis, 5362 nucleotides long. The record is from the annotation of a GenBank genome assembly. NCBI's taxonomy places the organism in Eukaryota, Vitrellaceae.